Molecule: messenger RNA, 698 nt
Organism: Pelodiscus sinensis (Chinese soft-shelled turtle)
Lineage: Eukaryota; Metazoa; Chordata; Testudines; Trionychidae
Source: RefSeq, a predicted model, not a curated record
CGCUCUCCUCUCUGAAAUAUUAACUUCCUGACUUCCUUUCUUCCAGGGGACUUCUAUUCACGGUCUCUAGGGCUUUGGUGAGUUUUUAAUGUAGAGGAUGUCGUGCAGUGGUUUCCUGAGGUUGCUGGCAUCGCCUUUGAGAUGGAGUAUCAAUGCUUUUCCUCAUGCCUUUGUACCAGGGAGAUGGCCAUUAACCCCAUCUUUGGGCCAGCUGGAAACCCGCACCAUGGCAACCCUCAACCAGAUGCACCGUAAGGGCAAACCAAAGUUUCCCCCACCCAAACUUGGCCCCACCUUUGGCAACCCCCAGCUCAAGGGAGUGGUUUUGAAGACCAUGAUUCGCAAGCCCAAGAAGCCCAACUCUGCCAACAGAAAGUGUGCCCGGGUGCGGCUUAGCAAUGGCAAGGAAGUGGUCUGCUUCAUUCCCGGAGAAGGUCACAACUUGCAGGAACACAGUAUUGUGUUGGUGGAAGGCGGAAGGACACAGGACUUGCCUGGGGUGAAGCUCAAAAUCGUGCGUGGGAAAUAUGACUGUGCCCAUGUACAGAAGAAGAAAUAAGCACCGAUCGCUGCUGUGUUUGUAUCACUGCAGAUAUCCUGCAGAGACAUUACUCCUUGCCCUGUACUGUUGUGACAUCUUUACACACACAUUACGCUCAUUAAAUUCUAACUCCUCUCCAAGAGACGGUGUGUUCUGA